Acanthosepion pharaonis is the source of this 588-nucleotide messenger RNA. The record is from the annotation of a GenBank genome assembly. NCBI's taxonomy places the organism in Eukaryota, Metazoa, Mollusca, Cephalopoda, Sepiida, Sepiidae.
AUGAUCAAUUUUUAUUUACAAAAUGCCGUUCAUUAUUCUCUCCCAGAUCUUUUAUGGUCCGCUCCUGAACUUCUUCGUGACAAAAAUUCGCUUCCUCGUGGGACUCAACCUGGGGAUGUCUAUUCGUUUGCCGUGAUACUGUUUGAGAUCUACAGCAGGAAAGGCCCGUACGGUGACACGGAAUUCACGCCAAAAGGCGGAAAUGCUGAUCUAAAUCUCUCUCUCUCUCUCUCUCUCUCUCUCUCUCUCUCUCUCUCUUUGGAAAUUGUCGAAAGAGUUCGCCGGUGUCACAAUGGUAUUCCUUUCCGACCACGUUUGGCCGCCUUAGAAACAACAGAUAGGUACAUGACUGAUAUAAUCAAAGAAUGUUGGGAUGAGGAUCCCAACAAGCGUCCCGACUUUAAAUCUAUCCGACAAAAGCUGAAACCUCUUCUGAAAGGAAUGAAAUCCAACAUAUUUGACAACAUGAUGGGAAUGAUGGAAAAAUAUGCUAGCAAUUUGGAAGCCGUCAUCCAGGAUCGAACCGGUCAGCUGAUUGAAGAGAAGAAAAAAACGGAAGAACUGCUGCUGCGAAUGUUACCCAGGUAA